AUGUUACUUCUUCUGCACUACCUCGUGGCUUACGCCCUAUUACAUUUACAGGGUGCUGCAGCACUUCCGCAGGGAAUAACCCCAUCCGAAGCCUCGAGCAUAACAUCAGCUACACCCACAGGGACGUCAGUUGUAGAGAAAGAAAGGACUUGUGACUUUAAUACGAUAAACGAUUUCUUCGUUUACGCCAACAGGAACGGCCUAAACAUCACUGUGGAGGUCCAAAAGUGCCAGAAUCUGUGCCUGCUCACAUACGGGGUGGGAAACCCUGAUCUUUCUGGGAUCGGCAUGAUGUAUGCCUAUAGCAUACAAGCCGCAUUUACCAUCCUCCUCGGUCCUGUUUACCGUAUACUCUAUCUCAGCCUAGCGCCAGUGAGCAGCUUCAUCCGAGACUUGAACGACAUUCAGACGAAUUUCUUCUCCUCAAAUGGCUUCUUCGUCGGUUCCUCCGCCCUAGCCACGCUCGCAAACCUGUCACAGAACCCAUCCACGUUUGAGAUCGCCGAGAUGCAGGCCAUGGCAUUCCUGCAGGUCAACAGCAUCCUCGUGACAUUCUUCUGUCUGGUCGUCGCGCAACCAAUGUCGCGUUGGGCCGCGCGAGUGCUGCUCUAUUUUGUAGUGUUUGUCCUCGUGAUCGUCGCCCUAGGCAAGAGCCACCUGGGCAGCGACAGCAAGGCAAACUGGAGACUUGCCUCGGAUGGCUGCGCACACAGCUCAACGGACUACAGCGUCAUCAACCCCGUCCCGUAUCCAUCAUGGACUGUCGCUAUCUUUGCCGUUGCGGGUACGAUUGCGUUCUGGCUACAGUCUCUCAAGGAAAAGUUCCAGGCAGACAUGUUACACAAGUCGCUGUUUAGGUUAUUGAUGCUGUUUUGGAUCUUGUUGAUUGGACUCUUGACUGCGGGCAUGGUGGUCGGUCUGACGAUGAUGUGGCGACAACGAAGGCAUCUGCGAAGCUUGGUGAGAGAUCAAUUUGAAGAUGAUCAGUGGGGGUUCGGGCAGAUUGCUGCCUUGGCGAUCUGGGCGCCGAUACUGGUUGAAUUGCUUUAUAUUCUGAAUGACUUACUCCAACGGAAGUCCGAAAGAUGGAAUCGCUUGAAUGAGACCAUUAGUGUUUUCUUUUCUCCGAAAGCUUUACAGGGGAGCCAAGCUUCACCCAGUCCUAACCUGCAACCCCAAAUGAAGGAUCAAGGUGGAAGUGGAAGGGUGAUCGAGGUUGCUAGUGGAGUUACCGAGGCAGCCAACGAACUUGUUGUCCGCAGCAGCGGAGGCAGAGGCCGUAUCAUGACGUGUUUGUCUUUAUUAGAAGCAGCAGACGAAGCGCGUGCUAUGUCGGGCUCGCUUAAACAUUUCUCGAGAACAAAGGUCAUUAUAUGCGAGGAAGCAGCUGAGAUGAUGGAAGCCCACAUCAUGUCAGCCCUCAUGCCAGGUGUUGAGAACUUCAUUCAGAUUGGGGAUCACCGACAGCUGCGGCCACAGAUUCAAAAUCAUCCACUCAGUCCUGAAACAUCCACACGGAACUCAUGGCAGCUAGAUAGCAGUCAGUUUGAGAGACGCGCUGUCGGUGAGCCAGGUCUUAAGCCUGCCCCUAUUGCAUAG
Molecule: messenger RNA, 1599 nt
Organism: Penicillium arizonense
Lineage: Eukaryota; Fungi; Ascomycota; Eurotiomycetes; Eurotiales; Aspergillaceae
Exons: 5
Coding region: 1-1599 (532 amino acids)
Source: RefSeq, a predicted model, not a curated record